Messenger RNA from Myotis davidii, 419 nucleotides. It is a transcript of the gene TBCA, whose product is annotated as tubulin folding cofactor A. NCBI's taxonomy places the organism in Eukaryota, Metazoa, Chordata, Mammalia, Chiroptera, Vespertilionidae. The record is from RefSeq and is a predicted model, not a curated record. Gene Ontology annotation, cellular component: microtubule cytoskeleton; cytosol. Gene Ontology annotation, biological process: post-chaperonin tubulin folding pathway; tubulin complex assembly. Bases 16 to 345 code for a protein of 109 amino acids. The transcript has 5 exons. Gene Ontology annotation, molecular function: beta-tubulin binding.
GUUGUGCUGAUCACCAUGGAAGAGAACAAAUUGUCCAGAUUGGCCAAAGAAAAAAUGAUGUAUGAAAAAGAAGCAAAACAACAAGAAGAAAAGAUUGAAAAAAUGAAAGCUGAAGAUAGUGAAAAUUAUGCCCUUAAAAAGCAGGCAGAGAUCCUGCAAGAGUCCCGGAUGAUGAUCCCAGAUUGUCAGCGCAGGUUGGAAGCUGCAUAUACUGAUCUUCUGCAGAUAUUAGAGAAUGAAAAAGAAUUGGAAGAAGCUGAGGAAUAUAAAGAAGCACGUUUAGUACUGGAUUCAGUGAAGUUAGAGGUACUGAUGAGAAGCAGCACAAAGCUUACCAUUCUGUGAAGGAUUAUUCCUGGGAAUUUCUGACACAUUCUGCUUACAUUUUUAUGGCCAAGAGGCACAUUAAAUUAAGAACA